Messenger RNA from Synchytrium microbalum, 810 nucleotides. RefSeq lists its product as uncharacterized. The transcript is spliced from 6 exons. Bases 1 to 810 code for a protein of 269 amino acids. Gene Ontology annotation, molecular function: hydrolase activity. The record is from RefSeq and is a predicted model, not a curated record. Lineage: Eukaryota; Fungi; Chytridiomycota; Chytridiomycetes; Synchytriales; Synchytriaceae.
AUGGCUACCGAGACCGCUACUCCCAAGGCAUGCUGUGCUGACGUGGGAUUCCAACAUGAAGGAACUGCUACUGGUGUUGAAGAAAAGCUGGGUAGCUUGGACUACUACGUCAAACGACCCACAACACCUUCUACAACCGCUAUCGUCAUCGCCACCGAUAUCUUUGGAUGGAAGAUGAACAAUGUCCGCCUCAUUGCUGACUACUUUUGUGAGAAUACUGGCUUCAAUGUAUACAUCCCAGACAUGUUCGACGGGAAGGCUCUACCUGCUGAUGUUAUGGGAGAUAUUAACUUGCAUGUCCCUCAACCUUUUAUGACCAAGAUCGGAAUGUAUUUCGGAUUGAUGAGUCGAUUACCUAAAUUGGUUCCGUGGAUGAGAGCUAAUUCGGUUUCGUCAGUCGCGCCCAAGAUUGACAAAUUCAUUGAUGACAUUCGCGAGAAGCAAGGAAUCACCAAAAUCGGAAUGCAAGGAUACUGCUACGGCGCACCAUUCUGUCUCAAGAACGCCGCAAACGCAGACCGAAUCCAAGCAUUCUGUCUCGCUCACCCAUCAGCCGUCACAAUCCCAACUGAUGUCGAGCCCGUCAAAGUCCCAUCUCUCUGGUUAUGCGCACAGCAUGAUAUGGUCUUUACUCCUUCAAUGAGAAAGAAGGCAGAGGAGCUCCUGAAGGGUAAAAACGCUACUUUUGUUGACUAUGAGGGAGUCCAGCAUGGGUUUGCUUCUCGUGGGGAUGAUAAGGAAGAGGUUGUUAAGGCUGCAAUGACAGAUGCUCGUAAACGUGGUGCUGAAUUCUUUAAGCAGAAUCUAUGA